Molecule: messenger RNA, 1083 nt
Organism: Ascochyta rabiei
Lineage: Eukaryota; Fungi; Ascomycota; Dothideomycetes; Pleosporales; Didymellaceae
Exons: 1
Coding region: 1-1083 (360 amino acids)
Source: RefSeq, a predicted model, not a curated record
AUGGCGGUCGCAGAAGAUAAGCCGGCGGCCAAAUCCAGCCACGUCUCUGACCCAGCCCUCGUCGCCUUCCUGCCGUCCCACUUCGACCCCGCUGAAUAUCUGAAUGCCACGCUGCCUGCGCUCUCGCUGGGUGGGCGGCCGGCCAGAGGCACCUCGGUCUCACUAGCGGACCUCUCGUCGCAGACGCAGGACCUGCUUUCACAGCUCAAUGCGCAGACCACGCGACUCUCCGCCGUCCUCACCCAGCUGACCGACGACAUUCUGCGCAGCGGAGGGCGACUGGCCUACGAGGUCGAGGUGCUGCGCGGCGAGACCACCGGGCUCACCGACGUGCUGAAAGAUGGACUGAAAGACGACAUGGCCAAGUUCCUGCCCGGCGGGCUGUCCACGGACGCAACCAAAGACGGAACAGCGUCCAGCAAGAGUCCGUCCGAGACCCAGCACAGCCAUGGCGCUGCAGCUACAGAGGCAAUGCAAGACGCCGCACAGCCCCUGCCCUCAUCAGCCACUGCUGCUGCCGCCGCCGCCGCCGCCGCCGCCGCCGCCACCGCCGACACCACACCAGACUACAUCAUCUCCCUCCGCACCCUCACGACCGUCCGCACGCGCCUCGAGACGGUGAUCAAAGUCUUUGGCGAAGCCAUGCACUGGACCAUCCCCCCCUCGGACAUCUCCCUCGGCUCCUCUCUGAUCAGCGUCUCCGCCCCCGAGCCUGGCAGCGACAACGCCUCGCUCGAGCAGCGCGGCAAAGACUUCGCCGCUGCUCUGCGCUCUGAAAUCGCCGACCUGAUCACGGGGGAUCCAGAGCAGGGGCCCGCCAAGGCCGAGGCUAGGAUCCAGGCGCUCAGGGACCUGGCGCUGGUGUGGAAGGGCACAGCCGAGGAGAAGGCGAGGGGCAAGUUCGUAGAGGGCUUAGCCAAGGUGGCCGAAGAGAAGCAGAGAGAGGCCCAGAAAGAGAGGGAGAAGACUCGAGCGAAGCCGCAGCGCAGCGGCAGCGUAAAGGAGAAGCAGGCACCGGCCAAAGAGCAGGGACGAGGUGGGUUCCUGGAGAAUCUCGGUAGGAUACGAGGGUUCGUUGAAUAG